Messenger RNA from Ochlerotatus camptorhynchus, 1794 nucleotides. RefSeq lists its product as uncharacterized. NCBI's taxonomy places the organism in Eukaryota, Metazoa, Arthropoda, Insecta, Diptera, Culicidae. The record is from RefSeq and is a predicted model, not a curated record. Bases 1 to 1794 code for a protein of 597 amino acids. The transcript has a single exon.
AUGGUGAGACUUCCUUUCAAGGAAAAUGUAACUCAGCGGUUGGGUGACAACAAGAAAUCGGCUCUGCAUCGUUUUCGCUUGUUGGAGAAUCGGCUGUCUCGUAAUGCUUCGAUCGCUCAGCAGUAUCGGGAUUUCAUGGCUGAGUAUGCGCAACUUGGCCACUUGGCACCACUCAGUGACUUCGGAGGAGAGCUCCAUCCGAAGUACUAUUUACCACAUCAUCCAGUGAUUAAAGAGAGCAGCACGACCACGAAGCUACGCGUAGUUUUCGAUGCGUCUAGCAAGACCAGCUCGGGAAUUUCACUCAACGACGCUCUUCUUGUCGGUCCGGUCGUACAGGACGAUUUGCGAUCGAUUGUUAUGCGUUCCCGAACCCACGAAGUCAUCCUAAUUGCAGACGCCGAAAAAAUGUAUCGCCAAGUAUUACACUUCAUCGACGAUUAUGCAUACCUUUGCAUCUUCUGGCGAUCAUAUCCGGACCAACCACUACAAACUUUCGUUCUCAAGACCGUCACGUAUGGGACUGCAUCGGCUCCUUAUUUGGCGACACGUGUCCUAAAGCAGCUAGCUAGUGACGAGGCCGAUAAUUUCCCAAUAGCAGCAAAGGUCGUCGAGAAGGAUUUUUAUGUCGAUGACUUGUUUUCUGGAGCAGCAACCGUAGCAAAGGCAAUCAAGCUUCGGGAGCAACUCGACGCCAUGCUUUCCCGGGGAGGCUUCCAGCUAAGAAAAUGGGCAUCAAACUGUGAGACCGUUCUAGAGGGCAUCCCGCAUGAAAACCGUGCUCUUCAGCAUUCCAUUGAUCUCGAUCGUGAUCAAACGAUCAAAACGCUCGGUUUGCACUGGGAACCAGCAUCCGAUCGUCUCAAGUACAAAAUCGAUCUACUUCUACCACCAAACGCCGUACUCACGAAACGUCUAACGCUGUCCUACAUUGCCCAGCUCUUCGAUCCGUUGGGACUUGUCGGUCCAGUCGUCGUAAUGGCCAAGGCGUUCAUGCAAACACUCUGGACUCUCCGGGAUGAUAACGGAGCGGUUUGGGAAUGGGAUCGAGAACUUCCAACCAGUCUACGAAAUCAAUGGAUCAACUAUCACUCCAAUCUUCCUUCGCUAAACGAAUUGAGAAUAGAUCGCUUCGUUCUUCUCGCGAACUCGGUCGAUACACAACUUCACCUGUUCUCGGAUGCUUCCGAUAUUGGAUACGGCACCUGCGCCUAUUUAAGGUCAAUCAACAACCGUGUACAAAUCAAAAUUGCUCUUCUGACUUCCAAGUCCAGAAUCGCCCCGCUGAAGAAGCAAAGCACUCCUAGGCUCGAACUGUGUGGUGAUCUACUCUCCGCCGAGUUGUACCAACGAAUCACCGCUUCUCUUCAGAUCACCUUUACCACGUAUUUCUGGACUGAUUCCACAACAGUCAUCAAUUGGCUCAAGUCUACUCCAUCUGCUUGGACUACGUUUGUUGCCAACAGGGUUUCCAAUAUUCAGCAUGCGACUCAGCACUGUGUUUGGAACCACAUCGCAGGUCUGCAAAACCCAGCUGACGUCAUAUCUCGCGGUUGCUUAGCAUCGGAUCUCAUCCAUAACAAACUCUGGUGGAGAGGAUCAAAAUGGUUGCAAAAGGAGAAGGAAUAUUGGCCUGUUCCUGAACAGCACUGCGGAUCUACUGAUCAUAGCAACACGGAACGACGAAAGAUUAUGACAGUUUUUGCUACUGCUACCACAACAUCCUCAUUCAUCGACGGUUAUGUAGCCAAAUUCUCCAACUACACGAAGAUGGUACGAACUACUGCCUAUUAG